GGGUUGGGGGGUAUCUGGAGUUCAGUGUGGAUGCAUUCAGUGUGAAUCUUGGUGAAGACAUCCAAGCAAUGUUUGAAGAAGGCAGCUGGACGUGUGGGUUUGGGCUCAGAUGGCAGGUCCAACCUGCGGAGGUAAGAAGACAAAUGAGGCCCGGUGUCCUGGGAGCGGGCAAGCCGGCUGGGCUGAGGGUCACUGGAGAGAAGGGCCACCUCUGCAGCUCAGCUUCCAGGCUGCCAUCUCCUCCAUGUUCCCUUCUUUCUGGGCCAGCUCUUCAGGUCCUGAACACCCCCAGGAUCCUCACACUCCGUAGACGGCCAUGCUGCUGUUUCCUCUCCCUUCCUCCCAGAUCCGACAAACACCCUUUAUCCUUCAAGAGCUAAUGAAAGUGACUCCCCUUGGGGACGGCUUCCCAGCCUUUCCCCCUCUUCGUGCUACCAUGGUGCCUGAAAUCUUGCCUCUCCCCAGCACACCGCACGCUUUGGCCAUGUUUAGAUCAUGCUCAUUUUCCUGAAAAGAUGUGUCCAGUCUCUGCUAGCUGCCUUCAUGUUCCCUUCAUCUGUCUGCUGGAUCAGAUCUGCAUUUCUUUUGACGAAGGCAAGACCACAAUGAACUUCAUUGAGGCAGCGUUGUUGAUCCAGGGCUCUGCCUGUGUCUACAGUAAGAAGGUGGAAUACCUCUACUCACUCGUCUACCAGGCCCUUGAUUUCAUCUCUGGAAAGAGGCGGGCCAAGCAGCUAUCUUCGGUGCAGGAGGACAGGGCCAGUGGGGAUGCCAGCUCUGGGGCCCCCCAGGAGGCAGAGAAUGAGUUCCUGUCGCUGGAUGACUUCCCUGACUCCCGGACUAACGUGGAUCUCAAGAACGAUCAGGCGCCCAGCGAGGUCCUCAUCAUCCCCCUCCUGCCCAUGGCCCUGGUGGCCCCUGAUGAAGUGGAGAAGAACAACAAUCCCCUGUACAGCCGUCAGGGUGAGGUCCUGGCCAGCCGGAAGGAUUUCAGGAUGAACACGUGCGUUCCCCACCCCAGAGGGGCUUUCAUGUUGGAGCCAGAGGGCAUGUCCCCCGUGGAGCCAGCAGGCGUUUCCAUGCCAAGGACCCAGAAGGACGCCGGGAGGACUGAGGAGCAGCCAAUGGAAGUUUCCGUGUGCAGGAGCCCUGUCCCAGCACUCGGCUUCUCCCAGGACCCAGGCACCUCUCCAGAAGGCCCGACGCCCCUGGGCGGGGGUGAGGACGAGGAUGCAGAGGAGGCAGUAGACCUUCCUGAGGCCUCGGCCCCCAAGGCCACUCUGGAGCCCGAGGAGCCCAGGAGCCCGCAGCAGAGUGCUGCCCUGCCCAGGAGGUACAUGCUGCGGGAGCGAGAGGGGGCCCCAGAGCCUGCAUCCUGCAUGAAGGAGACUCCAGACCCCUGGCAGAGCCUGGACCCCUUUGACUCCCUGGAGUCUAAGCCCUUCAAGAAAGGUAGGCCUUACUCUGUGCCCCCCUGUGUGGAGGAGGCUCCGGGACAGAAGCGCAAGAGGAAGGGUGCUGCCAAGCUGCAGGACUUCCACCAGUGGUACCUGGCUGCCUAUGCUGACCAUGCUGACAGCCGGAGGCCUCGGCGAAAGGGUCCGUCCUUUGCAGACAUGGAGGUCCUGUACUGGACACACGUGAAGGAGCAGUUGGAAACUCUCCGGAAGCUGCAGAGGAGGGAGGUGGCUGAGCAGUGGCUGCCGAGGGCCGAGGAGGGGCUGUGGUCUGCAGAGGAGGACCACCUGGAGGAUUCUCUGGAAGACCUGGGGGCAGCAGCAGAUGACUUUCUAGAACCUGAGGAGUAUGUGGAGCCUGAGGGAGCAGACCCCAGGGAAGCUGCUGACCUUGACACAGUGCCGGUGUCCCUGAGCUACGAGGAGCUGGUUCGAAGGAAUGUGGAGCUCUUCAUCGCCACCUCCCAGAAGUUUGUCCAGGAGACAGAGCUGAGCCAGCGCAUCAGGGACUGGGAGGACACAGUGCAGCCACUGCUCCAGGAGCAGGAGCAGCAUGUACCCUUUGACAUCCACACCUAUGGGGACCAGGUGGUCUCGCGAUUCCCCCAGCUCAAUGAGUGGUGUCCCUUUGCGGAGCUGGUGGCUGGCCAGCCAGCCUUCGAGGUGUGUCGUUCCAUGCUGGCCUCCCUGCAGCUGGCCAAUGACUACACAGUGGAGAUCACCCAGCAGCCUGGGCUGGAGACGGCCGUGGACACCAUGUCCCUGAGACUGCUCACACACCAGCGAGCCCACAAGCGCUUCCAGACCUACACUGCCCCCUCCAUGGCCCAGCCCUGAGUGGGGAGCACCAAGGCAGGGGUGGGGGAUGUGUACUGAGGAGCCGUGCAUCUGCUCCUGGCUGGCCCAGCCUAAUAAAGCAGUGUUGCCAUCUCAUCUUCCCCCAAAAACCCUUUUACGUACACCUGCCCUGCGCAGAGAAGAGGGCUGCCUGACCUCCAUGGGCUGCUGGUACAGAUCACACACGCACAGAUUAAACGCACCCUGUUUAAUGACGGGGCCCAGGCUGCAGCAGCUCAAGACAGGACACUGCGGAAAGUCGCCAUGUGCUGCCGCACACUGUCUGAGAUCUGCUCAGCUGACCUGCUCCGGCCGUAGUAAUCAGUGAAGAGGCCAUCAGGGUUGAGCAGGUAGAUGGUAAUGGAGUGGUCCACGAUGUAGUCCUGGUCCUCAUCCUUGGGGCCGGCACUGUAGUACACACGGUAACUGUGAGUAGCCUGGGCAAUCUGUUCGGUGGAGCCGGUCAGACCCAGCAGUCUUGGGUGGAAGUCCUGGACAUAGCGGGCCAUGGCUUCCACAUCAUCCCGCUCGGGGUCCACAGUAAUGAAGACGGGCUGCACUGGAGGCAAACCAGGCUCAGCUUCCAGCUGCCGCACCACCUGCACCAGCUUCUCCAGCUCGUCUGGGCAGAUGUCAGGGCAGUGAGUGAAGCCAAAGUACAUCAGCACCCACUGGCCCCGGAAGUCAGCCUUGCGGCGAGCCUGGCCUUUGUGGUCCAGCAGGUGGAAGUCGCCCUGGCCCACAGCUGCCUGGCGCAGGGCUUCUAUUCGCUUUUGCUGCUGCAGCCUCUCUUUCUCAGCCCUCAGGGCCAGCCAGGCACCACCAAGUCCAGCUCCAAACAGGGCUGUGAUCAACAGCCUGGUUCGAAGCCCAGGGCCCUGAGGCUGGCCCUGCCUACCUGUCUCUGCAGGGCCCUGCCUUGACAAAAACCAGGACCUCAGAUGCAGGGCCUGGCCUCCCACGGUCCCAGGGAGGACUGGGGGCUUGAGGUGAGAGAGCCUGUGCCAAGCGGUGGGGCUCCGAGUCAGCAGCAGCAUGGAUCUGAUGCUCCUGGAAACAAGCACAGGUGUCAGGAGCCAGAAGGGAAGGCCCAGGACGGUGCCUGGGCUGCCCCUGCGACUGGAGAGACCAGUCACCCAUCCGAAGGACCCAGCCCACGUUCAGGCUUAACAGGCGUUUGUCACUGCUCACCUGAGCUCAGAACACCUCCACCAAACAUCCACACCUGUCACUCCUGUCCUCCACCUGGGAUCACCAGCCUGUCGCCACACCUUGCCCUGCACCUCAGCAAGGUGAACCUCUUGCUGACUGAAAGCAUUCCAAGUGCAUGCCUUGCCUGGACUCCUAACCACGUUAUCUAUUUGCAAUAAACCCAUUUCUUAAAAGGA
Chlorocebus sabaeus (green monkey) is the source of this 3682-nucleotide messenger RNA. Lineage: Eukaryota; Metazoa; Chordata; Mammalia; Primates; Cercopithecidae. The record is from RefSeq and is a predicted model, not a curated record.